CCGAGACCAUUUACAUUAUUGUGAUCUUUCACUCUAGUCAAUCAGCCGCCACUCGUGACCACAAUGCUCGCUCAAGCAGUGGGUAGGCUUGGCCUUGGGUUAGGUGCACAUUCGCUCCCAGCAGUGGGCAACUCGCUACGUCGAUUCUGUACUGAUGGCGUUGACGACCUCAAGAAAACGCUAUCGGAGCUGAUCCCCGAGCAGCAGGAGAGAUUGAAGGCGCUGAAGAAGAGCCAUGGCAGCAAAUCACUUGGGGAGGUUACGGUGGACAUGGCCAUCGGUGGUAUGCGGGGAAUUCCGGGAAUGCUCUGGGAAACGUCGUUGCUAGACCCCGAGGAGGGCAUCCGCUUCCGUGGCCUCAGCAUCCCGGAGCUACAGGCUCAGCUCCCCGCGGCGAUUCCUGGAGGCCAGCCUAUUCCUGAGGGCUUGCUCUGGCUGCUGCUCACCGGAAAGGUGCCCACCAAGGAGCAGGCGGCCUCCGUGACUGAGGAACUGCGCGAGCGCUCGCACCUGGGCCCGCAUGUGCUCAAGGUGCUCAACGCGCUGCCGGAUGACGCGCACCCCAUGACGCAGCUGUCGGUGGGCGUCAUGGCCUUGCAGUCCGGCAGCCACUUCGCUGCCGCCUACACUCGCGGCACUCACAAGAGCAAGUACUGGGAGACUGUGUACGAGGACAGCAUGGACCUUAUCGCCAAACUGCCCCAGCUGGCGGCCAUCAUCUACCGCCGAACUUACAAGGACGGGUCGCAGAUCCAACCCCACCACACGCUGGACUGGGCCGCUAACCUUGCUUACAUGAUGGGCUACGAGGACGUGGGCUGCCACGAGAUGAUGCGCAUGUACCAGACCAUACAUAGCGACCACGAGGGCGGUAACGUGUCCGCCCACACCACCCACCUGGUGGGCAGCGCGCUGUCUGAUCCGUACCUGUCGUUCGCCGCCGGCAUGAACGGCCUGGCGGGGCCGCUGCAUGGCCUGGCCAACCAGGAGGUGCUCCGCUGGCUCAAGAACCUCACGGCCAAGCUGGGUCCGCACCCGGAGAAGGAGGCGGUCCGCAAGUACGUCGAGGAAACAUUGGCAUCCGGCAAGGUCGUACCAGGGUACGGCCAUGCCGUACUGAGGAAGACGGACCCGCGGUACACAUGCCAGCGUGAGUUUGCUCAGCGCUACAUGCCCGAGUACCCGAUGUUCAAGUUGGUGUCGGACUUGUACGAGGUGGUGCCUGAGGUGCUGGGCAAGACGGGGAAGAUCAAGAACCCCUGGCCGAACGUGGACGCCCACAGCGGCGUACUGCUGCAGUACUACGGCAUUACGGAGGAGAACUUCUACACGGUGCUGUUCGGAGUGUCGCGCGCGCUGGGGGUGCUGGCGCAGGGUAUCUGGUCCCGAGCUCUGGGUCUCCCCAUCGAGCGGCCAAAGUCGAUGACCAUGGGCGUUCUAGAGAAGCGGUUCUCAGCCGCGCCAAGCUCCCAGUAAAGACUGUCUCAACUCGAAUACCUGUAACUUGUGUCUCGAAG
Messenger RNA from Volvox carteri f. nagariensis, 1517 nucleotides. RefSeq lists its product as uncharacterized. The coding region runs from base 64 to 1476 and encodes 470 amino acids. NCBI's taxonomy places the organism in Eukaryota, Viridiplantae, Chlorophyta, Chlorophyceae, Chlamydomonadales, Volvocaceae. Gene Ontology annotation, cellular component: mitochondrial matrix. The transcript has 11 exons. Gene Ontology annotation, biological process: citrate metabolic process; tricarboxylic acid cycle; carbohydrate metabolic process. The record is from RefSeq and is a predicted model, not a curated record.